AUGCAGCUCGGAGAGGUUAGCAGGAUCUCAGAUCCAUUGGCAACUGAGUGGUAUUUGGUGGGGCAGGGCCUGCAAGUGCUGCUGGCCUAUCGCAUCCUGAGCGAUGAGGAGCGGCGCAAAGCUUUUGACGACACUGGCGAGGAUGACGCCGCUGCAGAGGUGGAGAACGAGCGGAAGGUGAGGCUGCCGGGCUUGGAAAUCCUGCGCCCGGCGGUGGAGAAUCACAGGGAGCUGUACUGGGAGCGUGACAUGGAGCGCCUCGCCGGGCAGCUGGGCACUGUGCAGUGCGAUGACCCAGAGACCGGCAUGACCGCCGAAGUGGUCAUUUGGGUAUCUGACGAGGAAGGCUAUGCCGCUUGGCUGCCCACCGAAGUGCUCACCUAUGUGAUCCUUGGUGCUCGCAAAAUCGCGGCGGCGCGGAAUCCCGAUGGCGAGGAACAGCCCUACGAGUUCUACCAACGCGCCUUGGUGCGGCUGAACAAGGGGGCGCUUUUCAAGCCGGAAUCCUUCGAGAAGCAGUCAGCUCGCACUAUUCAAUACACCUUGGGCUGGGCAGGUGUAGACAAUGGCCCCAUGAUGAAGCCCGAUCCGCUUCGUGAUGCCGCCUUCGCUCAGGUCUUCUUCAAAAAAGGUCGGGAUGCCGAUGACUCGGGUGUGCUGCUGGACCUUGGCUGCCAACACGGCGAGAGCAGCCGCAUGGAUCUCAACUCCAGCGCCCUGUACCAAGCACGCUUGGACGAGUGUGAAGAUGAGCAGAUCGGCCCGGAGCAGGGCCUCUUCCUCCUCCGAGGUGAUGCGCAAGAGCUGCCCUUCCGAGACCAGCAGAUCGACUAUGUCUGGUGGUCCUUCGGCUGGGAGGAAGUGGAACGGCCUGAGGAGGUCCUCAAAGGGAUCUAUCGGAUCCUGAAGGUGGGCGGCAGGGUGGCCAUCGCCACAUCCUUGGGAAAGCCACAGGCCAAGGAGAGGAGUUGCACAGAGUUUCCAGAUGUUCGCAGACAUCAUGUCGAAGAUGGUGACACUGGGGUUUUCUGCCGCUUGGUGUUCAGUCAGUGGAACCUCACUUUGGUGGCCGGCCCUUUAAAGAUCAAGAUGAUCAAGCUAUUCAAGCUCACAUACUCUGAGACGUUCGAGGACAUGUAUUGCUCGGGCUGGAACAUGGCAGCAGUGCUUUUGGAGGUGAGGCACCAUGGAGAGACGAGCAUCUUCAAGCAGAGGCGAGCAACUCAGGCCUCCUACGGCUUCUCAGAGGAGUAUGUGGCAGUGGCGAUGGCCAGUGAGAAUGAUCCGGCAGGACUGUAUUCAGCAGUGGCACGGGGGGCACGCAUCUUGGAAUUGAAGCGGCCAAGCGGCCAGAAUCAACAUCGUACCGCGCCCUCGGCCAUGAGGGGGCGCUCGCAGGAGCUACUUCUUCAGCGCCUGCUGGCUUCGCCGGCCUGGCGACCAAGUCUUCAAGGAAGGCAAGAGGCCAACGAUCUUCCAAUACGUUCUGAGCAAAUGAGAGGAUUUGACUUCGAGGCGCUGCGCAACACAAGGGAGAGGCUCGAGGAAGAUGCCGCGAACGAUCCCGACUUGGGCAUCCAGCCGGCCCUACGAAACCUGCGUUGGGCUGCGUUGAGCAGCCAGUUCACCAGCCUGCUGCCUGAAUCAGGCCACGCAACCAUUGAUAUUUGGGUGCAGCAUGGCGCCUCAGCUACUUUGCGCGCGGCCAAGCCACCUUCGAAGCAGCUGCGGUUGGAAAGUUCCUAUGAACACAUUAAAACUGAGCUGUUGGGCCUUUUGAAUUGGACCUCUGUGGGCCAACGGGCGGAGCACGACGGUGCUUUGAUCGCUGCGGGCGACUGGCAAGAGGUGGUGCUGCUGGGCGACGCCGAGGACGCUCUGCCGAAUCGCCAGCGCUGUCCGGCCACCAGCCGUGCCUUAAAUGCGAGGCCAGAGGUCACGGAGUGUGUGAGAGCGGGGGUUGGAGAGGCUCUCUUCAGCUGCCUCAAGCCCCACACGAAGCUGUGGACGCAUUGUGGACCGACCAACGUGAGGCUCACCUGCCACUUGGGUCUCAUCAUCCCACCGCAAUGCUCCAUCACGGCGGGCGACGCGCCACCACGCCAUUGGACCGAGGGGAAAUGCCUGGUCUUUGACGACUCUUUUGAGCAUUCGGUGGAGAACAACUCUGAAGAGAGCCGCUUUAUUCUCUUGGUGAAUUUCUUUCACCCCGACCUCCCGCCUGAUCGCUGGCGGGACUUUGGUGAUCAGGGUGCAUGA
This is a messenger RNA of Durusdinium trenchii, 2259 nucleotides long. The record is from the annotation of a GenBank genome assembly. Lineage: Eukaryota; Dinophyceae; Suessiales; Symbiodiniaceae.